Aureobasidium namibiae CBS 147.97 is the source of this 2196-nucleotide messenger RNA. RefSeq lists its product as uncharacterized. The coding region runs from base 1 to 2196 and encodes 731 amino acids. The record is from RefSeq and is a predicted model, not a curated record. The transcript has 2 exons. Lineage: Eukaryota; Fungi; Ascomycota; Dothideomycetes; Dothideales; Saccotheciaceae.
AUGGCACGCCGCGCGUCAGCCAGAAUCCGCGCAAAGCAGUCGGCCACGCCACAGCAGCCUGAGCGAGUGUCUGACAUGGACGUCGACAGAAAUGCUAUCAAGACACCACGCACUGCUCCCAAGCUGUCGGCCCUCGACGAAGAUGAUGAGCCACAACCCACGCCGACCAGAAGCACUCAAACUCCCCGUGACGGCACCCCUAUCCAACCCAGUGUGCAAGAGAUGCAUCCUCAGAAAUACCAGAUGAGCACAGCCAAGCCCCUUGACGAAGCUAGGUGGCUCGGGUUUAGCAGCAACAAGACCAGCCAGCAAACACCCACCAAGACACCCAAAGCUACACAGAACAUCAUGGACAGCGCUCCCGACUUCAGCUUCACCUUCCAGCGGCCUACCUUGAACCUGAGCCCCCAGGCCCGCGCCUUGAUGGACGAGACAAGAGGAGAGGCGGCGAAGAUCCGAAUCGAGAUGCAGGCUACACAGAAGGGUCAGCCGUCAGCCAGCGACGUCUUGGGCCGUAAGAUAGCUACACCCGCAGGAAAGGUCAGCCGCUUCAGCGACGUGCACAUGAAGGCUUUCAAGAAGAUGGACUCGAUUGCCGACCACCCCUCAGCCUUCCGAGCCAAAGACAACCGCCCGCUGGGCACCGACAAGCCUUCAACUCUCAAGCGGUCGCCCUCCAAAGCCGAGCUCGAGCGUCCAUCCUCGUCGUCCUCGUCCACGUCUCUGCCUCGCCCUUCAUCGCACAGCAAUCUUGAGGCAGGUCCGGCCAAGCGCGUCAAGCGUGCGGCAGACGACGAUGCUGCCACUUCGCGCCCUGACGCUACCCCCAAGCCCAUCCUCAAGAGUGCUCUCAAAUCAAACAUGACACCCCGCUCUGUCAAGCCUCCCCAGUCUAUACUCAAGUCGGCCAAAUCCGCCCGUCGCACAACCAUGAUCCCUGCCUUCCAACGCAGCCCCGUCAGGUUGAACAUGACGAGUGCAAGUGUCCAGGCAGACCAGGCUCGAGACAAACAACAGGACCAACGCCCACAACUGUUAUCCAAGUCCCCUAUGAAGUCGCCAGUCAAGUCGACUAUGGCUGAUCGUAUCGCUCAGUUUGAGCCCGAGGCGCCCGAGAGCCCACUGCUCAGUCGUAGUCCGGCCAAACACCCAAUUUCAACUAAGACUACUGCUGCUCCUACGUCUCCCGAUGCUGCUUCCCAGCUUCCUUUCCUUGCUAGAUCACCCGCCAAGAAGACUGCCAAUGUCUUUCAAGGUCACGAGGAUAAGGAUGCAUCCAAAGAGAAGCACAACAAACAGCCUCUACUCGCCCGUUCGCCUGCCAAAAUCUCCAUGUCUCAGAGCUCCGUCGACACUGCUCAACAAACUCCGGGAAAGCCUAGUCUGUUCGCCCGUUUCAACCUGUUGCGCCAGUCUCCGGUCAAGUCUAUCCUGCGCACUCCACAGCGCUUGUACUCGGACGAUCCCUUCAAGGUCGCCAACGGCACACACUUGUCAACUCCACCUAACGCCAUCCCGGAUGCCGAAAAGGCUGGACCCCCUCCACCUCCCAAGACUUGCCCUGUCAUCAAGCAUGUCGACUUUUCUGCCUCGACCAAGGCUCUCGACCAAGCCGAAGAGACCCCUGACACUCCCACCAAGGCCUCCUCUCCUCCCUCCAAGACUGGCGAGCAAUCUUCCAUUACCUAUCCUGCUCUACCCGCUACAUCUGACACCGCCGACCGACCUAAGAAGGCUUAUCGUCGCAUGACUAUGGCUGGCACCCCCAACGACUUCACCUUCCGCGCAGGUGCACAAGCUAUCACCUUUGCACCCUCGCCCCGUCGCACCACUUCCCAAGAAAUCGCACCUUCCAUCCGCUCCGUCCAACACUCCCCCGAGCUCCCCAAAGUAACCGGUACCAAACGCAAAGCCGACAACGAGGAUUUGAGAAAAGAAGCCCACACCACCACCACCCCAGCGAGCGACAAGGAAAACGACGACGACAUCGAGCAUCGUCCAGCAAAGAAAGCCAGAUCCGACAAGCCCGGACCCACUCGUCCAUCAGUGACUCCAGCUUCCUUGAAAACUCCAGUCAAGAAGAUUCCUACAGUGGGCGUGAGACCAAAGUCGUUCACUCAGAAGCCCAAGGAGAAGCGUCCGGGCAUGUUGAGUGCAGCUCGCUUGGCUGCUCUUGCAACACCCAAGAGACGUUGA